AUUAUAGAAGAGGCACCAUCGACACUUCUGUCCAAGUGGCGUGGGUCGACCUUGGGAAUCCAGCCAGAAUCAUGACGCAGGGCAAGCCUUCACUCGUUGACAAGAACCCUGGUGACUUAUCCAGUGGACAGUCCUCAGUGUCACCUGCUCCGCCCAGUUAUGAGGAAGCCACUGCAGGUGUACCGAAGAUGGUGGCCAGCACCAGUGAGUCUUGCUACAGUGAUGUUGAGAUGUUAACAGAGUUCACCUGGGAUGAUCGGAACAUCCGGAGGGUCUUCAUACGUAAGGUGUACGCCAUCCUGGCAAUCCAGCUCUUGGUAACACUCUCUAUUGUCUCUCUUUUCACUUUCUGUGUUCCUGUGAAGGACUACAUUCAAACAAACCCGGGGUGGUACUGGGCCUCUUACGCAGUGUUCUUCGUUACAUAUUUGACACUGUCUUGUUGCUCUGCACCAAGGAGAAAGUUUCCAUGGAAUCUGAUCCUGCUUGCCAUCUUUACCCUUUCACUCUCCUACAUGACAGGGAUGUUAUCCAGCUUCUAUGACACCAAAUCAGUGAUAAUGUGUCUGGGGAUCACCACUGCGGUCUGUCUCCUAGUUACAAUCCUCAGUUUCCAAACUAAGAUUGAUGUGACAUCAUACCAAGGUGUGCUCCUUAUCUUCUGUAUGGUCAUGUUCAUCUCUGGACUAGUGCUUGCUAUUGUCCUUCCCUUUCAAUAUGUACCCUGGUUGGAUACCACAUAUGCUGUUUUGGGAGCCAUAUUGUUCACCAUGUUUUUGGCAUUUGACACCCAGCUCCUCAUGGGCACCAAGCGGUACACCAUGAGCCCCGAAGAGUACAUCUUUGCCACUCUCAGCAUCUACCUGGACAUAGUCUACAUCUUCUCCUUCUUCCUCCAAAUAUUUGGAACAAGACAGGAGUAAAAUAACAACCUUAAGGGCGGCACAAUUAUUAAUAAUAGUUAAUAAUGGUCAUUGUGUAAUAAGUCAUUUUGGUAGAUGUAGUGACAAAUCCUUGAGUUGUAACACAAUAUUUUUUGCCGCAUAUUCCUAUUAUGGUGAAUAAUUUGUGAAUCUUGUGCUGUGAACUACUGUGAGGUAUUGUACGGACACAUCUGUCAUUAACUGCACCCAACAAGUUCUUACCAGCAUGGUGUUGGUAUGUUAUGGAGCUCUUAAAUCACAUGGCCAGAACAUGUUCAAACCCUCUGUAUGUAUGUCUCUAGACCGAAAUCUGCAUCCUGUGUUAUUACAUAAUAUACUGUAGAUGCUAAUUCAUGAUGUAAUAUAUAGAUGCAUAACUCUUAUAAAAAAAAAAAAAAAAAAAAAAUGCCUCUGCCAAUUAUAUUGUCAUUCUAUUAUCAAACUCACAUUAUUUGUGAAGGUUUUAUAUAUUUUUUGUUUUUAGUCAUACAGUAGAUGCUCUUUUGUUCAUAAGAAACCUCUACACUGUUAAUGUGGAUCGAAGAGGUAGCUUAUUGCAGUGUUGAAUGUUAAUUCUCUAAUAUUUGUACUGCGUUGUAAUUUGUUGUUUUGGCAGCUAGGUGGAUGAGUGGUUAGCAUUUUUGUGUCUCAGUUAUGAGGUUGGGGGUUUGAAUCCGAGCUCCUGCCUUUCUGUAUGAAUGUUGUCCUGGUACUGCGGCUUCCUCCCACAUUUCAAUACAUGCAUGUUAGAGUUUCACUUGAAGACUCUAAAUCAGGGAUGUCAAACUCAAAUUCACGGUGGGCCAAAAUAAAAAAUUUAGACAAUGUUGCGGGCCAAACUCAAUAUUUAAUGAAAAAUCACUGCAAUGUGCACGUUUCCUUUCUCUGCAGAAAUGUAGCGUUACAGUUUAUAACUUGACAACAAACUUACGUUUUGCUUAAAGACUGAAUCUGGAACAAGUAAACUUUAAUAUAAACACGAGAAAUGAAAUUUGGGAUAAAAGACAUCAGUGGUAUUCGUUUGUUGUUUUACAUUUAAAUAGAUAACAUGAAUUCUACAAUCUCUCCAUCUUGUUCUUCAAUAAAAAUCCAAACUGCAAAUUAUUAACAGUUCCUGCCUAAAAGUUGAUAAAGGGCAUUUAAAAAAAAAAAUAAAAUUCAAUUAUGUUAUAUUCUUUGUUACAGUCACGUUGCUCUGCACACGACAAACAGACAAUCUGCCUCCCACCUGUCUUGGAACUUAACCAUUUUCCAUCUUUCAUUUGGCCAUUUAUGGGAAGGGGAAGUGUAAAUUUGCUCGAGGAGACUGGUAGCAUAGUUGUUAACGACUGCAACAGAAAGGGAAGGGGCGCUCGCCGGUCUAGACUGAUGGGCCAACACACUAGCAAAGCAUUCUGGGAUUUGUAAUAUUAGUGGCGCAUGUGCUAUAUACUGGCGGGCCAGCUCUAAUACACAUUUGAUAUGGUCUUGUGGGCCAAAUAUAAUUUCGUCGUGGGCCAAAUUUGGCCCCCGGGAAUGAGUUUGACAUAUAUGGUCUAAAUUGUCCUUAGGUGUGAAUGAGAGUGUGAAUGCUCAUUUGACUAUAUGUUACUUUCGAUUGGCUGGCGACCAGUCCAGGUUGUACCCUGCCUGUCGCCCAACGUCAGCUGGAAUAGGCUCCAGCCCAUCUGUGAUCCAAAUAAGGAUAAGCACGAUUUAAAAAAAUGGAUGGAUGGUUGGAUGUUAUAUUUUAAAUCUGAUCAUAUGGUUAUUAUGAUAGUGCCAUUGACUACGGUUAGGUUAUGGUUAGCUUGAGGAGGGCUAAUGAUAUAUAUUUUAACUUUAUUUUUCUAUGACAUGACAGAACUAUAUAUUUCAGGAAAUGAGAGUGAAAUGCAUGAAGUUUAGUUUUGAAAGUCAAAUGAAGUGGUUUUGAAAUGCAUUGACUAUGUUGAAUGUGAGUGUGAACACUGCAUUUCAUUGUAAUGUUACAGCCUACAUUAUUAAAGUGUUCCUGUGAACGAA
This is a messenger RNA of Phycodurus eques (leafy seadragon), 2927 nucleotides long. RefSeq names its product protein lifeguard 2-like. Lineage: Eukaryota; Metazoa; Chordata; Actinopteri; Syngnathiformes; Syngnathidae. Gene Ontology annotation, cellular component: Golgi apparatus; endoplasmic reticulum; membrane. The record is from RefSeq and is a predicted model, not a curated record. The transcript is spliced from 13 exons. Bases 72 to 923 code for a protein of 283 amino acids. Gene Ontology annotation, biological process: negative regulation of apoptotic signaling pathway.